UCGGCUCCCGCCCCGUUCCGCCAUCAUGAAGUUCUGAACAAAAAGCGGAUGACAUAGAAUAGGGAAAAAUAUAAAUGGUGUAGCCAGUCGGUCUGUGUCAGCAAUCGUUUAAAGGAAUAACAUAAGCGGAAAUUAUACAUUUCAAUUGCAAUGGCAACAAAUGCAACGUAGGAUUGAGUUUAGUUUAAUUUAGCGACCCGUUUCAUAUUGACAAUCAGCUGAUUUUUAGGCUAGGCUCUUGACUGAAGAGCUAACAGCUAUCCAGCUAGCAGGGAGGAUUCCUUGUUCCAAUAGGUUAUGUCAGUCAGAUCAAUUGUGAGACACCGCAAACGAUAGCUAACCAGUCGGCCAGUUAGCUAAUCAGUUACCGGAGAAGACCGUCGAGCAUUUCGAGGAUGGAGUCCAUAUGAAAGACAAUGCAACUUGUGUGCGUUGAAUAAAAACGGGGAAGAAAGAACUCAAUUUUCCUUGCCAGGCCAGUUAGCUAGCUGAAGCUAGCUACAGUGGAUUCCAUAAACCACGGCGCUGGCCAUGCCGUCCAGUGUACGGGCAGGUAGCCUGAAGGACCCAGAGGUGGCGGAACUCUUCUUCAGGGAGGACCCCGAAAAAUUCUUCUCUGACCUGCGCGAGAUUGGCCAUGGCAGCUUCGGGGCCGUCUACUUUGCCACGGACAUCCGCAGCAAUGAGGUGGUUGCCAUCAAGAAGAUGUCCUACAGUGGCAAACAAUCCAACGAGAAAUGGCAGGAUAUUAUCAAAGAGGUGAAGUUCCUUCAGAAGCUGCGUCACCCCAACACUGUGGAGUACAGAGGAUGCUACCUGCGGGAACACACUGCUUGGCUGGUGAUGGAGUAUUGUCUGGGUUCAGCUUCCGAUCUGCUGGAAGUUCACAAGAAGCCCCUGCAGGAAGUGGAAAUAGCGGCCAUUACCCAUGGUGCAUUGCAAGGCCUGGUGUACCUACACUCCCACAACAUGAUCCACAGGGACGUGAAGGCCGGUAACAUCCUCCUUACAGAGCCUGGUCAGGUCAAGCUGGGUGACUUUGGGUCUGCCUCCAUUGUGGCCCCUGCCAACUCCUUUGUGGGAACCCCCUACUGGAUGGCUCCGGAGGUGAUUCUAGCCAUGGACGAGGGACAGUAUGAUGGCAAAGUGGAUGUGUGGUCUCUGGGCAUCACCGCCAUAGAACUGGCUGAGCGUAAGCCGCCGCUGUUUAAUAUGAAUGCUAUGAGUGCCUUAUACCACAUCGCCCAGAACGAGAGCCCUGUCCUGCAGUCCAACCACUGGUCGGAGUAUUUCCGUAACUUUGUGGACUCCUGUCUCCAGAAGAUUGCUCAGGACAGACCUACCUCUGAUGUGCUGCUCAAGCAUCACUUUGUGUGCCGCGAGCGCCCCCAGACGGCCGUGAUGGACCUGAUCGCCCGCACCAAGGACGCUGUGAGGGAGCUGGACAACCUGCAGUACCGCAAGAUGAAGAAGAUCCUCUUCCACGAGACUCUCAACGGACCCACACAAGAGGGAGCAGAGGAGGAGGAGGAUGUUCCAGAGUACAUGUUGCGCACAGGCACAGUGAACAGCAUGGAGAGCUCCCAUUCGUUGCCAUCCAUGUCAAUCAGCGCCAGCUCCCAGAGUUCCUCGGUCAACAGCCUGGCCGACGGCUCGGACGACAGUGGAGAGAUGGCCAUGAUGCAGGAGGGAGAACACACAGUCACGUCCAACAGCAGUGUCCUGCACAAACCACUGAGCCAUGAUAAUAUAUAUGACGACCCGUACCAGCCUGAGUUGGACUCCCAGCAGCAGCAGAUUGGAGGAGGAGGAGGGGGAGGAGGGGGAGCGGGAGGAGGAGGAGGUGGAGGUGGAGGAGGUGGUGGAGGAGGGGGAGGCCGUCGACGGCGCGGCCGUGACCACUUUGCCACCAUCCGCACGGCGUCGCUGGUCACGCGUCAGAUCCAGGAGCACGAGCAGGGGUCGGCGCUGCGCGAACAGAUGUCCGGCUACAAGCGCAUGCGUCGGCAGCACCAGAAGCAGCUGAUGGCGCUGGAGAACAAGCUGAAGGCCGAGAUGGACGAGCACCAGCUCCGACUAGACAAGGAACUGGAGAACCAGAGGAACAACUUCAGUGGAGAGGCCGACAAACUCAACAAGAAACACCAGGGCAUCCUGGAGAAGGAGACGAAGGGGACUCUUACGGAGGAGAAGAAGUUCCAGCAGCACAUUCUGGCACAGCAGAAGAAAGAGCUCACCAGCCUGCUGGAGUCCCAAAAACGCCAGUACAGGCAACGCAAGGAACAGCUCAAAGAGGAGCUGAAUGAGAACCAGUCCACCCCAAAGCGGGAGAAGCAGGAGUGGCUCGUCCAGCAGAAGGAGUGUUUGCAGCAGCUUCAGGCGGAGGAGGAGGCGGGGUUGCUACGGCGACAGCGGCAGUACUACGAGCUGCAGAGCCGCCAGUACAAGAGGAAGAUGCUGCUGUCCCGCCACAACCUGGAGCAGGACCUGCUGCGUGAGGACCUGAAUAAGAAGCAGACGCUGAAGGACCUGGAAUGUGCCAUGCUGCUGCGCCACCACGAGUCCACGCAGGAGAUGGAGUUCCGCCAGCUGGGGGCGCUGCAGCGCACGCGGGCCGACCUAAUCCGCGCGCAGCACCAGAGCGAGCUCACCAACCAGACGGAGUACAACAAGCGGCGCGAGCAGGAGCUGCGCCAGAAGCACGCCGUCGAGGUCCGCCAGCAGCCCAAGAGCCUGAGAUCUAAGGAGCUGCAGAUCAAGCGGCAGUUCCAGGAGACGUGUAAGAUCCAGACGCGGCAGUACAAGGCGCUGCGGAAUCACCUGCUGGAGUCGACGCCCAAGAGCGAGCACAAGGCCGUGCUCAAGCGCCUCAAGGACGAGCAGACGCGCAAGCUGGCCAUCCUGGCCGAGCAGUAUGACCACUCCAUCAACGACAUGCUCUCCACGCAGGCUCUGCGACUGGACGAGACCCAGGAGGCAGAGUACCAGGUGCUGCGCAUGCAGCUGCAGCAGGAGCUGGAGCUGCUCAACGCCUACCAGAGCAAGAUCAAGAUCCACACGGACGCGCAGCACGAGCGCGAGCUCAAGGACCUCGAGCAGAGGGUGUCCAUACGCAGGGCCCUGCUGGAGCAGAGGAUUGAGGAGGAGAUGUUGUCGCUGCAGAAUGAGCGGUCAGAGCGAAUCCGCUCGCUGCUGGAGCGGCAGGCCAGCGAGAUCGAGGCCUUCGACUCGGAGAGCCUCCGCCUGGGCUUCAGCAGCCUGGCGCUGACGGGCAUCCCGUCCGAGGCCUACCCCAAGCAGGGCUACCCGUCCGGCGGUCAGCCUCCUCGGCCCUCGGGUCACUGGAGCCACGGCGGGGGUCCGCAGCAGCCUCCGCACUCGCGCCGCGGGCCCAGCCGCGCCGAGUCCUCCUCGUCCUCGCACGGCGGCCGCGGAGGCGGGGGGGACGGUGGUCAGGGUCAGGGUCUGGGCCUGGGUCUGGCGGCGUCCUCGCGCUCCUCCUCGUCCUCCUCGUCGUCCUCGGCGUCGCAGCAGCAGCAGCACCACCAGCAGCACCACCGGCACCAGCUGCCGCAGCACUACCACCACCAGAGCACGCCGCAGCUGUACCGGGAGCGCGACCGCGAGCGCGGCGACCGUGAGCGGGAGAGGGAGAGGGAGCGCGGCGACCGGGAGUGGCCGCCCGCGUCCGGCCCCCAGCACCACCACCACCACCACCACGGCCACCACCCGUCCGCCUUCCCACACCACCUGCCCUCGCGCUCCUCCUCCCAGUCCCUGGCCCUGCUGCCCCCUCCGCCGCCCGCUCCCCCCUCCCUCGGCCCGUCCUCGGGCUCCGGCUCGUCCGGCGGAGGCGGUGGCUAUGGCGACCGCGGUGGCGGCGGCGGUGGCGGGGGUCUGGUGGUGCGCGGUCCGAGCCUGAUGGCCCUCAGGAACAGCCCCCAGCCCCUGCGCAGGACGGCCUCUGGAGGGGGGGCCUCGGCCGCGGGGCCCGACGGGGUUCUGAGCCGCAGCACCUCCGUCACCUCCCACAUCUCCAACGGCUCACACCUCUCCUACUCCUAAACCACUGAGACGCCGUGGACGAGUGGGUGUGUGAGCGAGAGAGAGAGAGAGACAGAGUGUGUGUGUGUGUGUGUGUGUUGGGCGGGAUAAGAUAGAGGGCAUGUGUAAGAGUUGUCUGUAGUCCUGAUUAUGUAGAGAUUUAAC
Molecule: messenger RNA, 4209 nt
Organism: Alosa sapidissima (American shad)
Lineage: Eukaryota; Metazoa; Chordata; Actinopteri; Clupeiformes; Clupeidae
Gene: taok2b
Product: TAO kinase 2b
Biological process (GO): protein phosphorylation
Molecular function (GO): ATP binding; protein kinase activity
Source: RefSeq, a predicted model, not a curated record